AUGGUUAUAUCUCAUAUACAUUUUCGAUCACAGCGUUCUUCUACUGACUCUAUUUUAAUGUUAACCACUAAAUCUAUGACACCUGUCACCUUUCAAAAUCGACUUAAAUCAAUAUCAAAUCGUGUUAAACACGAUGUCUAUAAUCACUGCAAAUCAUUCUCACAAAAAAGUAAUCUAUUAGAACCAUUUCAACCUAAUAAUCAAUUCUCUCUCAACAGAACAACUACUUUAGAAAACGUUUAUUUAUUAUUACAUUAUUCACCAAGAAGAGACGAUGAACAUGGAUUAUAUUUACAAAUAGCUACAUCAUAUUUACUCUCACAAAAUUUACAACAAUUAUCUAUUCAACAACAAAUUCGAACGCGAGUAGCUAUUUUUCUUAGUGAAAACUAUACAAAUGUGACAUAUACACGAUUAGAACAAUGGUUUAAAAGUAUUUAUGAGCCAUACACAAAUGUAACACAUAUCUUUCGUACAAAAGAUGAUAAACAAGCAUCGCGAGAAUUUAUGAUGAAUUAUACAAAAUAUGAUGAAGAAGUUCAAUUAGAUACAAUUUUAUUUCUACUCGAAGAUGAUUAUAUAUUUGAAGUAGAUAUGCUAUCUGAUACAAUUGAAUUUUUUUCUAGUCACAAUCCUUGCUUUAUUCAACAAACAGAUAAUUCGGAUCGUUGUAGAUUGGAUAUAAAUGAAAAUGAUGGUUUUAUUACUAUUGUGAAUGGAAGAACUCGUUUAUGGCGUUCCAUAUCUACAACUACUGUUACUUAUGCAUGUCGUUUAAAAACAUUUCUGGCUUUCGAAGAUAUUAUGAUGCAUUAUGACAAUGACUUUGAAUCACGUCGAAAAAUACGUGAACGAGUUGGUAAUGUGGCUAUAUUCUGUGCUGUUCCAUCUUAUGGUAUUCGUUUAGAAGCUCUUCUUUUGCCGAAUGAAAUCAAUUCAACGGUCGAUAUUGACAAUGCAGCAUAUUACAAGGAUUGGUGGUCAUUUGCUCGUCAUGCAGUUUCCGAAGCGCAGAAACAAGAUACUUUUCCAGCCCCAAAAGUAAACGAACAAAAUCUAUUCACUAAAUGA
Messenger RNA from Rotaria sp. Silwood2, 1071 nucleotides. NCBI's taxonomy places the organism in Eukaryota, Metazoa, Rotifera, Eurotatoria, Philodinida, Philodinidae. The record is from the annotation of a GenBank genome assembly.